Triticum aestivum (bread wheat) is the source of this 1080-nucleotide messenger RNA. RefSeq lists its product as uncharacterized. NCBI's taxonomy places the organism in Eukaryota, Viridiplantae, Streptophyta, Magnoliopsida, Poales, Poaceae. The record is from RefSeq and is a predicted model, not a curated record.
CCAGUCCGACGGCGGCGGAUCCGGUCCCCGCGGCCUGGCCCCUGCGCGUCUCCGGCUGGCCGCACCACCCUCGUUGUCCUCGACCGCCGCGGACCCCCGCACGGCUCGCGCCUCCACCCCCCUCGGCCCGCGACCCCGGGAUCCUCCCCGGCGCUUCUCGGGCGCCCUUCCCCAGCUGCUGCACGAGCCUGCCGGCCGGCGGCGACCCGGCGCUCCUGGCCUCUGCCAUGGGCGCCACCCCCCUGCAGCUCCUCAUCCCUCCCAUGGCCUCGUUUCGGCCGGCCGUGGUUGGGUCUUAGGCCUGCGGCCGGUUUUGGGUGCGUUCGCAGUCUGCCUCCUAUGCAGGCGGCCCCCUCGUCUCCAGCGGCCUUCCUCCCCUCCCGAGCCACGGUGGCGGCUCUCGUGUGGAGGCGGUGACGCAUCUGUGGUUGUGGCUGGCACUAGGCUUCCCGCGGCGGUCCUUGUCGGUGCUGGUCCGGCCCGGCAGCCUCAGGCCCGCGUCUCUCCGGUGUUCCUCGCUGCCGGCGUCCGCUACCGGGCAGCUCCGGCCUUGGCGGCUAGGUAGCUGCGUCCCUUCCAGCUCACCUUGCUUGCCGAUGUCCCGAUGGCUAAGGCCACAGCAGUUUGGAUCUGCGUCCUCCAGUCCUCGCUUGCUGUCGUUGCUGGACGCUGUCGCCCCGGUACCCCCGCGUGGUUCGCCUCGUCGCCCGCCCUACCCACAGCUCAACUGUCUGGAUCGCACCGAGCGGGAGGGUUUGAGCGGAAAGCUGUCGCGGGGGAAGAGGUCGGUGGCAGUCAUGAAGAGGAACGUGUGGAUCAUGAUCGGCAUGCUGGGAGUGUCCACAUGUCUGCUCUACCUGAUGAUCUCCGUACUCAACAGUGAGGUGUCGGCCCUCGAAGUGGAGGCCGCCAAGCUCGAAAGCGGCCCUCUUCAGGUGGACUUCGGCUUGACUGAAGUAAGAAACCGAUCCAGUUUAGGAGCCGUGCCUUUCUCGAUGUACUAUGCAAGUGCCGGAUGUUGUUUUAGGUGUGAGCGCUUGGAGAUGGUGUUAUUGGCAACAGCCGUGAAAGUUAUGUGCC